GAAAAGGAAAUUUCAUCGUAUUCUUUUCUUUUAUUUCACUCCUCAGACCUAACAAGAUUUCAAGAAUAUAAACAAUACAGACAAAUCUUUUUUGAUACUUAUGUUGUAUAUAUAUAGAUACACACAAUUUAGGAUUUUGGAUGCCGGGGCUUGCUCAGUUGAUUCUAAGAUAGUAGAGAUAGUUGUUAAAAGUAGAAACGAUGCCUGUGAAAACGACAUCGUAUAGAGAUCGAACGCAUGAGUUUGAGAGUUUAGUGGAGAAGCUCAAGAAGCCAUCCUCAUUAUCACCGGCCUCCACUGCACCGAGUAGCAGUACGGGCGGUGGCUUCGAUGGCAACCCCACAUCCGCACCUCAGGAGACGACGCGAUCCGCUGCUCCGAUUCAGUCGGAGUUCAACAAGAGGGCAUCCAGAGUCGCGUUGGGGAUCCAUCAGACCUCGCAAAAGCUAUCUAAGCUUGCCAAAUUGGCAAAGAAAACAUCAGUUUUUGAUGAUCCAACAUUGGAGAUCCAAGAGUUGACUACUGUAAUCAAGCAGGACAUCACUGCACUAAACUCAGCUGUAGUAGACCUUCAGCUCCUAUCCAACUCCCAAAAUGAGGGAAAUUUGUCUAGUGACAGCUCUGCUCAUUCAACCACUGUUGUUGACAACUUGAAGAAUAGCUUGAUGACCACUACAAAGGAGUUCAAAGAAGUCCUUACCUUGCGAACCGAGAAUAUGAAGGUGCAUGAAAACCGGAGGCAGUUAUUUUCUUCAUCUGCUUCAAAAGAGUCUUCUAAUCCAUUCAUUCGCCAACGCCCAUUAGCUACCAGGGCAGCUGCUAGUGCCGCAAUAUCUCCCCCUCCGUGGGCCAGUGAGCCCAGUACUUCAUCCCAGUUAUUCCCAAGGAACCAGGCAGAAGGUGAAUCACAUUCAUUGCUUCAACAACAACAAAGUCAACAGCAGUUGGCUCCAUUGCAGGACAAUUUCAUUCAAAGCAGAGCCACUGCCCUUCAAAAUGUUGAGUCAACAAUUCAUGAGUUGGGCAAUAUCUUCACCCAAUUAGCAACAAUGGUUUCUCAGCAGGGUGAACUUGCAAUCAGAAUUGACGAAAACAUGGAAGAUACCCUUGCAAGUGUGGAAGGUGCACAGAGCCAAUUGAUGAGGUACUUCAACAGUAUCUCCUCAAACCGAUGGCUGAUGAUCAAGAUAUUCUUCAUAGUGAUUCUCUUCCUCAUGAUUUUCUUAUUCUUUGUUGCUUAAGAUUACGACUCAAUCUUAUAUGAUACAAAGGAAAGCUGUUAUACUUCUGUUACUGCAAUUCUUUAGCCAGCUAUGUGCUCCCCUCUUCUCUAAUCUUGAAGGUCCAAAAGAAGAUGAUAUAUUGAUUCAAAAGAGACGGAAAAGGAUUGAACGGUUAUGCGUAUGGAGCAAUUUCGUUAUGUCUGUGCGACUCCUUGCAAUCCAAACUUUUGAGGCAUGCUGGCUCUAAAACUAUUUGAGGUCCUAGGCCUUACAUUUCUGUGUAGCUUGGCUUGUGCCAACUGAAGUAGUGUAAUUUUCAUCCUUAGUCUGUUUCUUUUAAGCUUGUCAUUCUGUUUGGAGCUUAGAGAACAUUCACGUACUUGGUUCUCGCAGAAAUUAUAUGUUUUCAAUUGCUUAUUACCUAAAUUUCACUGGGGAAUUA
Coffea eugenioides is the source of this 1665-nucleotide messenger RNA. Its product is annotated as syntaxin-32-like. NCBI's taxonomy places the organism in Eukaryota, Viridiplantae, Streptophyta, Magnoliopsida, Gentianales, Rubiaceae. Gene Ontology annotation, molecular function: SNAP receptor activity; SNARE binding. Gene Ontology annotation, cellular component: endomembrane system; Golgi membrane; SNARE complex. The transcript has 5 exons. Gene Ontology annotation, biological process: endoplasmic reticulum to Golgi vesicle-mediated transport; intracellular protein transport; vesicle fusion. The coding region runs from base 201 to 1241 and encodes 346 amino acids. The record is from RefSeq and is a predicted model, not a curated record.